AUGGGAGCAGUUUUAGGUUUAUGCUCUGCCGCACAGUGUGCACUUUGCUGUACCGGAACAGCUGCCAGUUGCUGCUGCAGUGCAUGCCCUUCCUGCAAGAACUCUACUUCAUCACGUUUCAUGUAUGCUUUUAUGCUAUUGGUGGGCACUGUCCUAAGCGCUAUAGCACUUUCACCCGGACUGCAGGAUACGCUUAAAAAGUUACCAUUCUGUAUAAAUUCGACUUCCACAGUGAGCUCUAAGGCAUUAUCUCUUAGCGGAAAUUUACAAGUGGACUGUGAAUAUGCACUCGGCUACAUGGCUGUUUAUCGUAUAUGUUUUGGUCUCGCCUGUUUCUUCAUGCUAAUGGCUCUUAUUAUGAUGGGUGUUAAGAGUUCACGUGAUCCGCGUUCGCACAUACAGAAUGAAUUUUGGGGAUUGAAAUUUUUAAUUUGCUUUGGUGCUGCAAUUGGUGCAAUUUUCAUACCAGAUGGCUCAUUCGGACCGACUAUGAUGUGGGUGGGCUUAAUUGGUGGACUGGCAUUUAUAUUGGUGCAAUUGGUAAUCAUUGUCGAUUUUGCUCAUUCGAUAGCUGAAAACUGGAUUGAAAAUGCUGAAAAUAAUAGGGGCUAUUUUUAUGCUUUGGUUGGCGUCACACUCACCAGUUAUGCCUUGUCCCUAGUAGGCAUUUCCCUGCUGUAUAUCUACUUCACACACUCCGACGGCUGUGGUCUCAACAAAUUCUUUAUCUCUUUCAAUCUAAUACUCUGCUUGAUUGUGAGCAUUUUAUCGGUUAUGCCUGCAGUGCAGGAUCGUUUGCCACACUCAGGUCUGUUACAGAGCUCGCUGGUUACAAUCUACACUAUAUACCUAACUUGGUCUGCUGUUGCUAAUAAUCCAGAAAAAGAAUGUAAUCCUGGCAUGUAUGGCGUAAUAAACGGCGUUACAGCUGGUAAUACAACCAUUGCGCCACCAACAAACCAUUCUAAAGUAACUUUCGAUACGACAAACAUCAUUGGAUUGGUCGUUUGGUUAUUCUGCAUACUAUACAAUUGUAUCAGCUCGGCUGUGGAGGUUUCCAAAAUCAAUAACGAUGGUGAAAAACGUGUUUUAACAGAAGCUCUCUCAGAUUCAGAAGCCGGAAAAGGUGAUGGUGAUGGCGCAACCGAUAACGAAAGUGAUGGCGUCACUUACUCCUGGUCCAUGUUUCAUAUUGUCUUUGUCUGUGCUUCGCUCUAUGUAAUGAUGACGCUCACCAAUUGGUACAAACCGAAUUCUGAUAUUGAGUUAUUCAAUGCCAAUGCCGCUUCCAUGUGGAUUAAAAUAAUAUCCAGUUGGCUUGGUGUCUUCAUCUAUGGUUGGAGCUUAGUUGCACCUAUAAUACUAACUAAUCGAGAUUUUAGUUAAAUUAAAUGAAGACUUUCCAAAGGAAAUAAAAUCAAGCAGGCGGAGUAAAAAAUUUAACCGUGAAAAAAUCACAGGUCUAAAAACUAUGGUAUAUAAAAAUAAUAAUACUUACAUAUAUUUAUUAAUGUGAUGCAUGCAAUGAUUCUCCUUUUAAAAACUUAAUUAGCGAUAUAAUGGUCAUUCAUGCAUAUAUAUGUCUGUAUUGCAAUUGAAUGGCCGAAAACCCUAAAAAUGUAACUACAUAUUUACAAAAUUAUUUACCAUAACUAUACUUAUAUACAUACAUACCAAUUUGAACAAAAGUAUUCGUCACAAAGCGUAAACGCUAAUAAAUUGAAAUUUCGAUGAAGGUAAAUAAAAUAAACGAUGUUUGCUCUUUAA
Ceratitis capitata (Mediterranean fruit fly) is the source of this 1767-nucleotide messenger RNA. RefSeq names its product serine incorporator 1 (gene TMS1). The coding region runs from base 1 to 1386 and encodes 461 amino acids. The transcript is spliced from 7 exons. The record is from RefSeq and is a predicted model, not a curated record. Gene Ontology annotation, cellular component: membrane. Lineage: Eukaryota; Metazoa; Arthropoda; Insecta; Diptera; Tephritidae.